Rhinichthys klamathensis goyatoka is the source of this 699-nucleotide messenger RNA. RefSeq names its product receptor accessory protein 5 (gene reep5). NCBI's taxonomy places the organism in Eukaryota, Metazoa, Chordata, Actinopteri, Cypriniformes, Leuciscidae. The record is from RefSeq and is a predicted model, not a curated record. The coding region runs from base 106 to 675 and encodes 189 amino acids. The transcript is spliced from 5 exons.
UCGUGACGUCACACCCUCGGCGUGCAAGUCACACACUGAACUGAGAACAGCAGGAGUUGAGCUGCUGUUCAUACUAUAUUCAACAAUCACCAAUCCAGACAAAUCAUGGCGUUCGCGCUAAAAGAGCGUUUCGACAAGUUCCUCCGGGAGAAGAAUGUCAUGACGGACGUGCUGUCGAAGAUAGAGGCGAGGACUGGCGUGAACAGGUCCUACAUCGCUUUUGCUGUCAUCGCGCUCCUUGCAGUUUAUCUGGUGAUCGGAUACGGCGCUUCUCUUCUUUGCAAUCUCAUUGGAUUCGUCUAUCCUUCGUAUAUAUCAAUCAAAGCCAUCGAGAGCGACAAUAAAGAAGACGACACCAAGUGGCUGACCUACUGGGUGGUGUACGGUGUGUUCAGCGUCGCCGAGUUCUUCGCCGACAUCUUCUUCUCCUGGUUCCCCUUCUACUUCUUGGCAAAGUGUGUGUUCUUGGUCUGGUGCAUGGCUCCCACUCCCUCCAACGGCUCCGUUCUGCUCUACAAUAAUAUCAUCCACCCCUUCUUCUUUAAGCACAAAGACAAGAUUGACAAUGUGAUCAAAGACGUCAAGGAUAAAGCAUCAGAGGCUGCGGACAAGUUUAAAGAAGAAGCCAAGAAAGCCACUGCCAACCUUAUUUUUGAGGAGAAAAAGAAGUACUAAAAGCCACAGCCAUUUCAACUGGGA